AUGUCGGCUCUUCUCCAACUGCCGCGCGAGCUACGCGACCACAUUUACGACUACUACUUCAGCUGUGAUGGCGGUUAUACACACGUUUUCGAAACAAAUAAGCUCCGGCGACCCGACGAUCAACCUAUCGAGUUCUCUCUCGUGUUGAGCUGCCGGCAGAUCGCCACCGAAACACAUGGGCUCGCGCUGCAGCUGAAUACGCUUCAAUUCGCGACAGUCCACUCUGACGCCACUCAAGAACAAGCUGGUCUGCACCACGCAGUCAACGUCACCUUAGGCUACAGAAAAGAGUCGCUCACCCACUACGCCGCUUCUGGGCUUCUCAGCCAAGAGCAGGCAGAGGCUACGGAGAGAGCGUAUCCGCAAUUCGCGCCCGUGGUAAACUAUUGGCGGUCGCAUGGUCGAAUAGGGAUCGGACUGAACCCCUUCCUGGAGUGUGGUGAGGCGCCGUCCAUCUGGCGCGAUUUCGUAAGCUUCACCCUGGAUCUGGUCUCCCAGCAUUCCGGGUUCGUCGAUAAGGCUAGGACAGGAUCUCGAUACUCAUACAAGGACAAUGAGGCCUUCCUGCUGAAUGAAGCCCGCCCGGAGCCUUGGCGCAUCCUAGACGAUGCAAAGAUUUCGAAGCUGCAAAAGAUUACGAGAGCGCGCUUCGACUUUCCUUUCGUUUGGCCGGGCACAAAGUACACUUACUCAGCAGCCUCCGCCGCCCUUCGAUUUCUGCAUUCUAUAUCGAAAGAGGCACGCGACAAUAUACGAAAGGUGUCGCUGCUAGAAGACCGCGAAUCUGUCUCGUUCCCUGAGAGCCAUGGCAGAGGGUUCAUCCUCCUUUGUCAAAAGCAUCCGCAACUCGUGAUUGAGAGGUCAAUCAAUCUCUGGGGAAAUGUGCUCCCCGUAUCUUCCGAUACGCUUACUGGGUACUUGGAAGGCUACCAAAGCUUGAUUGAUCAAGGACUCAUGGACUACGACCGCUGCCCUGCUAGGCUCAUCACCAGGGCAGUGGGUACAUGGAUUAAGGAGGCUAUGUGCUUGCCCGAACUCGGCAUGCCGCACGGCUCUUUCACUCUCGUCCUUGAUGGCAGCCCUGUGCCAGAACACUCCUCUCGCAUGUUCCGCGUUGUUCAACGCGAUGUUGCAUGGCAGAGCGCCCUCGACAAAUGCUACGCACGAGGAAUCCUACCGCAACCUUCCUGGCUCGAUCAGCGACUACACAUUACGGGCUUCAUGUUUGAGGGACUACCAGAAGCAGUCGAAGCUCUCUCCAUGGAUAGUCCGCUCAUCCGAACCAACUUCCAGCUCUCUCCACCUUGCGAUGUUGAGCAAAUGCUGCAAGAGCGUGUAGGGUGGUCUGCGCAAGACUGGGAAGAGGGUUGGGCAACUCAUGAGCCGCGCGAGUUCCAGACUGAGGCGCCGCUACCUCCGUGGCACCUACUCCGUUGGCGGCAUGUUAUCAGAUAA
Molecule: messenger RNA, 1455 nt
Organism: Alternaria metachromatica
Lineage: Eukaryota; Fungi; Ascomycota; Dothideomycetes; Pleosporales; Pleosporaceae
Exons: 1
Coding region: 1-1455 (484 amino acids)
Source: RefSeq, a predicted model, not a curated record